AUGGGGCAAAAAGGCAGCGAGAAAAACGACUCCGAGACGAACGAAAGAGAGAGGGAAACAAAAAAGACGAACGAAGAGGACUUUGAUGACAGUAUAUUCGACGUCGCGAUUCUUGGCGCCGGGAUGUCCGGCGUAUCCUGCGCGAGGGAGAUUUGUUUUGCAUUACAUGAUGAUGAUGAGAAAAAUGCACGAAAAGUAGCACUCUUGGAAGCGCAUUCAACCGUCGGCGGAAGGUGCAAACAGACGAAAAAAAUCGCGAAAUGGCCGGUGGAGUUAGGGGCGGAGUUUAUACACGGUGAAGUGAAGAAUCCAGUGAAGGAUUUACUCGCAGAAACGAUGAGGAGAGAGGAGGAUUUGGAGGAGGAUUUAGAUGGGAAAAAAGGAACGCCGAAACGAAUGCAAUGCAGCGCGUUCGAGUGGCCGGAUCGAUACGCGAUGAAUACUACUACUACUAAUAAUAGGAACACGGAGGAGAAGGAUGCAUUAUUAUAUUCUUUCUCAAAAAAAUCGAUGUUGGUGCUGCGCGACGGCGACGAGUGCGAGAAGAACGAUAAAGACGUGUGGAAAAUCCACCAACUGUUCGAUCGACUCCCGGGCGUAUCGAAGACGAGUACUACUACGACUACCACGCAUAAUGACGAGCCAGAGGAGGACGAAAUGUCCUCGCUCUCCGCGUUAGAGUGGCUCAGGGACGUGCAAAAAUGUACAGAACGAGAGAUACGCGUGGCGGAGUUGAUUUACGCGACUGAUUUCGGAGCGAGUUUGAAAGAUAUCGGGAUGAGAGAGAUUAUGAUUGAAAAAGAAAGGUGGGAAAACGGAGAGCAAUAUUUAGUCAUGAACGGAGGGUUUAACGAGUUGUUUCGACGCGCGUUUUUGAACGCGUUUCAAAGGAAUAGUAAUAGUAAUAGUAAUAGUAAUAGUAAUAAUAGCCCCGUCGUCAACAUCGACGUGCGGCUGAACUGGGAGGUGGAAACGGUCGAAAAAGUAGACGAACGGAAUUUGAUCAAAGUCACCGGAAGAACGACGACGACUGAAACGUCUGAAAAAAAGACGUUGUACGCCAAGAAAGUGGUGGUUUCGUUACCGUUGCCGAUGUACAGACCAACAGACGACGACGAUUCAGACGACAAAAAGCUCUCGAGAGUGACGUUUCACCCGCCUUUGAGCGAGGAGAAACGAAAAGCUUUACGCGCCGUGAAAAUGGGCAACGCGGUGAAAGUUUUGUUGGGAUUUAACGAGAAAUUUUGGCCGCAAGAGAAUUUGUUCAACGUCAUAUGCGACCACCCGGCGCCGUUUCCGGAGUUUUGGGUCGUGAGCGAUAAAGAGAAGACGAUUUAUUCUGAUGAAGACGAUAAUACUACUAAUAAUAAUAAUACUACUAACGAAGAAGAAGAAAGUAAAAAAGAAGAAGUUCGGUUCGUCAUCACGUUCUUCGUCACCGGCGACCGGGCGAACGCGAUGGCGAAAAUCGACCCAAACGAACGAAUAGAGAUGGCGUUUCAACAAUUCGUCUGGAUUACGAUGCGCAUCACAAACGACGACGACGAUGGAAGAAAAGAAUUCGAUCGAAUACGCGAAAAGCACUUGAAAACGUCCGAGACGAAAGCGUGGUCCGAGGAUAAAUUCGCCGGCGGUUCGUACACGCACCCGAGCGUCGGAUGCGAUCGAAAAACUCGAGACCUUUUGGCAAAAUCGGAAUGGUCCGACUGCUUAUUCUUUUGCGGUGAAGGCACGAACGCGUCCGUGAAUCCGUGCUUACAAGGCGCGUUCGAAACUGGCGUCAGAGCGGCGAAAGAAGUGCUCGAGUCGUUGAAGUUACAGUAG
Messenger RNA from Bathycoccus prasinos, 1824 nucleotides. RefSeq lists its product with no specific name. Lineage: Eukaryota; Viridiplantae; Chlorophyta; Mamiellophyceae; Mamiellales; Bathycoccaceae. Bases 1 to 1824 code for a protein of 607 amino acids. Gene Ontology annotation, molecular function: oxidoreductase activity. The record is from RefSeq and is a predicted model, not a curated record. The transcript has a single exon.